AUGGGGUCAAGAUUUGUCUUUGUCGAGAGGCCACUAGAUCCCAUCUUUGAAGAUUUGCUCAGCGUACAGACGAUCAAGGAUUUUGACAACCGAGUGAUGGAAAUCUACUCUACCAUAGAUGUGCAAGGAAGAAACAAGAUAAAUUACAACCAGCUAUCAGACUCGCUCAAACGGGUGAAGAUCGAACCCCAGAUUCGACUCUCAAUUGAUGAUUACGAGAGGAUUGUGGAACAUCUAGGAAAAACCAAAUUAGACUGUCUUUCAUCAAGUGAAUUUCUUGCGGCCGUGAAAGAAGAGUUCCUCGAUUUCUGUCAACGACAUAUCGACAAAGCUAUCCCAACAGUACAUAAACAUGACCCACAGCUGACUCUUACAAUGGCAGCGAUAAGGAUGCUCUUGUCCGAGAAGGAGCAGCGGAAGGCGAUCUUGGACCUCCAGGGCUCAUCGCGCGAGCAGGAUGCAAUCAUUCAGAACUUACAGCAAGAGAUGGCGCAAAUGAAGGUCCAAGUCUUCUUCGCCUCCACCAGGCUCGCAACGUCGGCCAACUUCAGUCGCAGCUCGAAAUGUCAGCGCACGAGUUACGAACCAAACAAGAUCGGGAAGCAGCCAGCGCAGGAGGACGAUCACCACGAGGACGAGGCUAAAUAUGAACCUUUGAAGUUCCCCAUCCGCGUUGACCCUGACAGCCCGCCCGAGCACUACCCGUACGACGUGUGGGAGUGCAUCGUGACUGGGCCGUUGUCGGAUCGAAGUCUCAUCAAUGCGAAGUACCUGGAGGAGGAAGACGCCUCCAUGUCGGGCAGUGAGGGAGUGAUAACGAUGCGCCUGCCUGAGCAUGAGAUCGUCAUCCAGGCAACGUAUGGAAAGAAGGAGCGCAGGGGCAAUCAGAUUCAGCUCGGGUAUACGAGAUCUCCUCUGACGGUUUCGAAUGCCAACGAGUUGAGACUGGGAAUGGAGAGCUUGAGAGCAACUGUACCGCAGAGGAGGAAGGGGAUGGGGGGAGGAAGCUAUCGGCAUGGUUCUGCCCUGAUUCUAAUCACGUCCCUGGAGGGGAAGGUUGGAUUCUGGCAAACAGGGAUGUUCAUGAAAGAUCCAGUCUCGCAACUCAAGAUUCUGCGAGUGGGAAGAUGGAGCAUGGAGCUCGUAUGGCCAGGAUUCAACAUUUGCGUCCUGAACCUUCACGCUGGCGACCUGCAACUUUGGCUGACUCAGAACGGGUUCUACUUCUUCGGAGGGAAGGAGGGGUGCACGGCUACCAAGACGCUGGUGGGAGGAUGCGUGAAGGUGGAGGGAGGGAGCGGAGGGCCAAGACGCAUCAAGCCCACUGAUGGGAAGGAAGAGCUGUAA
Messenger RNA from Guillardia theta CCMP2712, 1347 nucleotides. RefSeq lists its product as hypothetical. The record is from RefSeq and is a predicted model, not a curated record. Lineage: Eukaryota; Cryptophyceae; Pyrenomonadales; Geminigeraceae. The coding region runs from base 1 to 1347 and encodes 448 amino acids. The transcript is spliced from 16 exons.